Messenger RNA from Pocillopora verrucosa, 2442 nucleotides. RefSeq names its product queuosine 5'-phosphate N-glycosylase/hydrolase-like. The record is from RefSeq and is a predicted model, not a curated record. Lineage: Eukaryota; Metazoa; Cnidaria; Anthozoa; Scleractinia; Pocilloporidae.
UUCACCCUGCUCCACGUGGACUUCUUGGCUGUAGAGAAAAUGUCAUCUACGAAGGCCUUAAGUCCUCGAGAAUCGGCUGAACUAAUUACGUCCAAAAGCGAGGAUGUUUCUAUAUGCGAGGAAGGUAUUGAAGAAGCAUCCAAGAUCAUCUUUGACUGUCUGAAGUCCAAGAAAUAUAGCUGCAAGACAUGGAAGCAACACGAACUACAUCCGAACGAAAUGACGAAUGAAACUGUGGAUUGGAUCGUUGUCUUGGACACCUUAAACUUCUGUUUUUGGAGCGAUGAUGGCGUCGAACCAUGGACAGUGCGAUACGAGGGAAAAAACUACACGGGGUAUUGGGCUCUAUGUGCAUCCAUUCACAGAGCCCUUAAGGAGGGAAUCCCCUUUACAACACCAUCAUAUUAUGCCAACAUCACCAGAGAGAAGUUGCAACAUAUCUUCAGAUCUGAAACUCCAACUGAAAUACCAUUGCUGGAAGAGAGAGUAAAUAACCUACAGGAAGUUGGCAGAGUCUUGGUAAAAGACUACAAGAACUCAUUUGUCAACAUGUUGUCCCAAUGUGAUAAUAGUGCAGGGAAGCUGCUUGGCAUGAUCACAAGCACCUUUAAAUGCUUUCAAGAUGAGUCUGAGUUUGAUGGAAAGAAAGUCUCUAUUUACAAGCGUGCACAGAUUCUGAUUUCUGACAUCUGGGCCUGUUUUGAGGGUGAAUCAUUUGGGCACUUCAAGGACAUAGCAGUCUUGACCAUGUUUGCUGAUUACAGAGUGCCACAGUCACUGCUGCACAUGAAUAUCCUGAAAUACACAGAUAAAUUGAUGGAAAUGUUAAAUAGAGGUAACCAUGUUCCUGCAGGGGAUCGGAUUGAGCUAGAAAUAAGAGGAAAUUCCAUCUGGGCUGUGGAGAGAAUUUACCAGAAAGUAAAAGCAAUGUCAAAGAUGGAUUCAGAAUUUAGCUCUUUGGCACCAGGGGAAAUUGAUUCAAUUCUAAAUUCUGUUAUUAUAGAUUACUACUUGUGGGACUUUGCAAAAGAAGAGUUGGGUGGAUUAACUGAGCUUCCAUUCCAUAAAACAAGGACAAUAUUCUACUGAUGUUUUCUACCUGACUUAUACCUACUUGUAUAAAAUGUUUCCUUUUUAACAAAAAAUUCCCAAAAGCAUUAAAACAAUAGGGGAAAGAGACAUUUUCAAAACAGGUUUUUAACCCUCUUCUGCUGGUGAUUCAUGUGCAACUUCUCCUUACAAUAUCUGUUCAUCAUCCAGCAAACUGGUAACAAGAAUACUCAAAUUUAUUAGGUUUUUUUUCUUGAUUUAUCACCAACUUCUCAUAACUAAUUCACACAGAAAUGUCAAGUAACUAGAGAGGAGAAUUAACAAUCAGAUCUUGGGAGUUAAAGGGUUAACAUAUACUGUAACAGCUGAAGUAACGCAUAGAGUUAAAAUCUUGCAGAACAGUUUGAACAAUGGUAUAAACCCUGUAACUCCCAAAAUCUGAUUGUCAAUUCUCCCCUCUAGCUGCUACACAUUUCCUUGUAAAGAAGUUACGAGAAUCUGGUGUCAGAUUGGGAUAACAACUAUGACCUGAUAAGUUUGAAUAUUCUCCUGACCUGUUUGCUGGAUAAUGUUAAGUUACUAUAGGGAGAAGUUACUUGUUAAUCACUUCUUUGAGUUCAGGGAAUGGAAUAAUUCCACUGUGAUAUUUAAAUCAUUAAGUCAGACUUUUAGUGUUGGUAUUAAAUUACAUGACAGCACUCAAGUCUUUUCUUUUAAUAUUUACAUUUUAUUAAGUUUCCAUUACUCUAUACAAUACCAGAUAAAGAGGCUUUUACUUAAAACUUAUAUAUCUGUUAUUUAAAAAUCUGUUCCUGUUUACAAAUGUCUUGUGUAAUAAACAAAAUGUGGGGAGAUUGAAAAAGUUGAGGGGUGUUGGGAGCUCCAACCUUUAAUGAAAUUGUAAGAAAAAGGCUUCUAGAAUAAAUAGGGGAGUUAAUCAUUACCAAAAUCUUAAGCCCUUUGUACUCAAAAAUGUGAUGAAUCAGUGAACUGAAGUGGUUGUAGUUUAAGAAAAUCUCAAGCCCUGUGCAUGUCUCAUACCAUUUUUUCAGGAGGCAAGAAAGAUUAAGAUAAUAUACCACAAGUGCAAUAAACUAUGUCUUCACAUUUUGUACAAUAUUUAUAUUUUGUAUUAAUAUCCACCAUCAUGGAGCGGUUCUCAAUAUAAUUUUUUUUGAUAAUAUUUCUGAUGUAGCAUUGCCAAGAAAAUUUACAGAAUUAUUUCCCCUAGUAAAAGUCACUUGAAAUUUUUAGAGUGCAGUUUAGUUUUUGUUAGGGGGAAUAAUGUAAGUAAAAUGCCCUCAUAGCAAUCUUAUUUGUAUUCUUUAAGGGCAUGGGUGUGAGGCACAAUUACACUUCCUAGAGAGGGUAGAAAUAUCUCGUAAAAGAACA